Molecule: messenger RNA, 3257 nt
Organism: Leptopilina heterotoma
Lineage: Eukaryota; Metazoa; Arthropoda; Insecta; Hymenoptera; Figitidae
Gene: alpha-Cat
Product: catenin alpha
Exons: 9
Coding region: 214-2976 (920 amino acids)
Biological process (GO): cell migration; cell-cell adhesion
Cellular component (GO): adherens junction; actin cytoskeleton; catenin complex
Molecular function (GO): beta-catenin binding; actin filament binding; cadherin binding
Source: RefSeq, a predicted model, not a curated record
AGCCCCCCACCAUUUGACCAUUUCCGAAAAUGUCGGAAAGAAAUAAUGACGUAGGAUUGUGAUUUUACAGAUAUACAAAUUUAACUCGUUUCAGUGUUAUUCGAUCGUGAAGUUUGUGAAAUUUUUACUAUAAUUAAAGUGCCAAUAGGAUAUUAAUUCUACAACUUAUAGUAUUUCUUCUAGUUUCAUGAAGAAUUCUUCACUCUAACGCACAUGAAAAUGUCAGACCAGUUUGGACCUAUAACCCUGAAAUGGGAUCCAAAGAACUUGGAAAUUCGUACGAUGUCCGUGGAGAAGACACUGGAGCCGUUGGUACUGCAAGUAACAACAUUAGUGAACACAAAAGGUCCAAGUAAAAAGAAGAAGGGAAAGUCGAAAAGAGCCAGUGCUCUCGUGGGAACUGUUGAGAAGGCAACUGCAAAUUUCAUCGAAAAAGGAGAACAAAUUGCUUAUGAGAAUCCUGAUAUUACCGCUGAAAUGCUGAGUGCAGUUGAGGAAGUCAAGAAGUCAGGCGAUACAAUGAGUAUCGCAGCUCGAGAAUUUUCAGAUGAUCCAUGCUCAUCUCUAAAACGUGGAAACAUGAUUCGCGCUGCAAGGAGUCUACUCUCGUCAGUGACUCGUCUGCUAAUACUAGCAGACAUGGUCGACGUGCAUUUACUUCUAAAGUCCUUGCAAGUGGUCGAGGAGGACUUGAAGAAACUACAAAAUGCCUCGUCUCAAGGAGAAUUGUUGGAGAAUAUCAAACAAUUUGGUAGAAAUGCAACUGAAUUAAUGAAUCAGGCUGCGAAACGACAGCAGGAAUUGAAAGACCCCCAACUUAGAGAUGAUUUGGCGGCAGCCAGAGCUGUGCUCAAGAAACAUUCGACAAUGCUGCUCACGGCGUCGAAGGUCUACGUCCGGCACCCGGAGUUGGCGGCCGCCAAAGCGAAUCGCGACUAUGUGAUGAAACAAGUUUGCGAAGCUGUCAAUACUAUCAACGACGUUGCUCAAGGGAAGCCUUCCAACAAUCAGCAUCCUUACGACGGUCCGGGAGAAUUGGCCGCCGCUCUCGACGAGUUUGACGAGAGAAUGGUCAUGUCUCCUCUCGCUUACAACGAGGUUCGCACUCGUCCGAGUCUGGAGGAGCGGCUGGAGAGCAUCAUCAGUGGAGCUGCACUGAUGGCGGACUCCUCCUGCACUCGAGACGAACGCAGGGAGCGCAUUGUCGCCGAGUGCAAUGCCGUGAGGCAGGCCCUUCAAGACUUGCUCAGCGAGUACAUGAAAAAUUUGCUGAUUGCUCGGGGUGGUAAAAGGAUGGGAGUGAAGGAACAAUCGGAAGGCCUGGAGCGUGCCAUUGAUCACAUGUGCAGAAAGACUCGCGAUCUGAGGAGACAAUUGCGUAAAGCAGUUGUGGAUCAUGUUUCUGACAGUUUCCUCGAAACUAGCGUGCCACUGCUCGUUCUGAUAGAAGCCGCUCGCAACGGACGCGACAAAGAGGUCGAGGAAUACGCUCUCGUGUUCACAGAACACGCCAACAAAUUAGUGGAGGUUGCAAAUCUUGUGUGCAGCAUGUCAGGAAACGAGGACGGAGUGAAAAUGGUUCGUUACGCAGCCGCUCAAAUUGAGAAUCUCUGUCCCCAAGUAAUAAAUGCUGCUCGCGUGUUGGCCGCACGUCCCCGUUCAAAAGUUGCCCUCGACAACAUGGAAGUUUUCCGUCAAGCCUGGGAGAACCAAGUUCGCGUCCUCACUGAGGCCGUGGACGACAUUACGACCAUCGACGAUUUCCUGGCCGUCUCCGAAAAUCACAUUCUCGAGGACGUGAAUAAAUGCGUUCUGGCCCUUCAGGAAGGCGACGCGGACACACUGGACAGGACUGCGGGGGCGAUUCGGGGACGCUCGGCUCGCGUCUGCAAUGUCGUUCAAGCCGAAAUGGACAACUACGAACCCUGCAUCUACACAAAGAGAGUUCUCGAAGCUGUCAAAGUGUUGAGGGAACAAGUCAUGCCAAAGUUUGCUCAAAGAGUGGAAAUCGCAGUCGAUGCGCUGGGCAGUAAUCCUGCCAAGGACGUCGACGAGAAUGAUUUCAUCGACGCUUCUCGUCUCGUCUACGAUGGCGUUCGAGAAAUAAGACGUGCCGUCUUAAUGAAUCGGGCCGACGAGGAUUUGGAUCCAGAAGAUGUCGAAUUAGAUGAGCACUACACACUUGAAACGAGAAGCAAAUCAAGCGCACAAACCGGCGAACACGGUGUUGACGAAUAUCCGGAAAUCAGUGGCAUCACAACAGCACGCGAAGCAAUGCGUAAAAUGCCCGAAGAGGACAAGCAGAAGAUUCUCCAACAAGUGGAAUUCUUCAGAAGUGAAAAAUUGAAAUUCGAUAAGGAAGUCGCCAAGUGGGACGACGCCGGAAACGACAUUAUUGUUCUUGCGAAGCACAUGUGCAUGAUCAUGAUGGAAAUGACAGACUUUACGCGUGGCCGUGGACCACUGAAGACAACGAUGGACGUUAUAAAUGCGGCGAAGAAGAUUUCCGAAGCCGGCACGAAACUUGACAAAUUAACGAGACAAAUUGCUGACCAAUGCCCCGAGAGUUCGACCAAGAAAGAUUUACUCGCGUAUUUACAACGCAUUGCCCUCUACUGUCACCAAAUGAACAUCACCAGCAAAGUGAAGGCGGACGUUCAGAAUAUCAGCGGAGAAUUGAUCGUUUCUGGUUUGGACAGUGCCACGUCUUUGAUUCAAGCGGCUAAGAAUCUGAUGAACGCUGUCGUUCUCACGGUUAAGGCGUCUUACGUCGCAUCGACCAAGUAUCCGAGGCAAUCGACUGUUACGUACUCGCCAAUCGUUGUUUGGAAAAUGAAAGCUCCCGAGAAGAAACCUUUAGUUCGACCAGAACGUCCCGAGGAAGUGAGAGCAAAAGUUCGUAAGGGUUCACAGAAGAAGGUUCAAAAUCCAAUUCACGCCCUUUCCGAAUUCCAGAGUCCAACAGAGAGCGUAUAAAAAUUUACAAGUUGUGAAAAAACAGAAACUUGCUGAAAGUUUACGCAAUCUUAAAUCCAAAUACAAGGUAACAUAUCGUUUUAUGUUUUAAAAAUACCUAAGAUAUAUACGCGUCUUUAUUCACUUUUUCUAACUUGUUUUCCAAAUGUCAGUAAAGAUUAAGAUAAAAUGCAAGUAUUGUAAGGAAAUAAAAAACAUAUGAACUUAUUCAAAUUAUUUUUCUUUUCUAUUCUUGAAGAGAAAAUUUCUGAUAUUUCUAAAGAAAAUAUUAUUGUAAUUAU